Molecule: messenger RNA, 3088 nt
Organism: Magallana angulata
Lineage: Eukaryota; Metazoa; Mollusca; Bivalvia; Ostreida; Ostreidae
Product: nuclear pore complex protein Nup107-like
Exons: 27
Coding region: 104-2911 (935 amino acids)
Biological process (GO): protein import into nucleus; regulation of DNA-templated transcription; post-transcriptional tethering of RNA polymerase II gene DNA at nuclear periphery
Cellular component (GO): nuclear pore outer ring; nuclear pore
Molecular function (GO): structural constituent of nuclear pore
Source: RefSeq, a predicted model, not a curated record
ACCUCUUUGCUAGUCCUGAAGAAAAAGAGAACCAGCACAACCAUGAGAAGUCGCGGGAAUGGAUCAUUAGAUAUGUUUAAUUAGUAGUAUAAUCAAUUAAAAAAUGGAUCAAAGAAGGAGUUUUCUUGGGGACACCUCUACAAAUGCUACGGAUGCAAGUUUCUCUUUCAAUGGGGGGAUUAGAUCGCAGUUUGACAGCAGAGAGGUUUCCUCAUUACGAGGUGAUGACAAAAGAAAGCACUCUGAAAGACGAAGUCUUAAUAUACAAAAAUCCUUACAGAUUCUUGAUGACAGCGUCUCAUCACCGUCCCUACGGUCAAGGACGGGAGGUCUACGACGGGCGUCUUAUGCUCCAAAAUCUCUCACACCAAGCUCCAAAUAUGACACCUCUGUACAGUUUACUCCAUCAAGGACGCAACAGUUCUCACAGAAUGAGUCACAAAUUGGGAGACAAAUGGCAAGUUCUACGAUGUAUGGGCAGUCCAUGCUAACAAACAUGGGAGAAGAAUUUACAGAAGAAAUCACAACAACAAAUGUAGCUCUGCUUCUAGAUGAGGAUCCAGGAAUAUCUGCUUGUCGUGGGAUGUACCGAGACUUCCUGCAGUGUAUGAAGGACCGACCCUCGGAGACCCAGGUGUUUGAUUUGUUGUCCGACUACGAGCGGGUAUGUCAGGAACAGGUGGUCUACAUGUAUAAGCUUGUCAACAGGGCCGCCAGCCGCAGCGAACCCAAAUACCAGAAAACAUUUAACAUGCUUCACAUGCUAGAAAUGGAGAAACAUACAUGGCAGCUGAUAAAUGUUUUGUUUCAUGAUCGCUUGGAGAAAGAGUUACAGGACAUGCAGAUGGCUGUAGAUGAUAUUAGUCCUCUGACCAGCAUGAAGCAGAGUGAACAGCAGGCAGUCACCAAGCUGUUCGAUAAAGACAGCACCAUCAGGGAGAGUCAGUUGGUGAUAGACUGGUUAGAGAAAUGUGCCCAUGACGUGAUGGAUAACUAUGGAGACAAUGUGAAAUUCUUCUCAGACUGGGCAGUUGCAUGGGAGAAUACACUUCACAAACUGAAGAAGUCAGGAGGGGUGACGUAUGGAAAUGAGAGACCCCUGGUCACUGAAAUGGACCCAGAUGCCCCGUUCCGUCAGAAGAAGAUGCUGGAUGACCUAGAUCAGGAGGAUGAGGGGCGGCUUCUACAGUACUUGUUCAUCUGUCUGCGAGCUGGACAGAUAGAGAAGGCCCAGGAAGUGUGCAAGAGCCACGGUCAGGCCUGGAGAGCCGCUACCCUGGAGGGGUGGAGACUGUACCAUGACCCAAACUUUGAGGGACCCAAUGGACAGAUUGACCCUGUGGUGGGGAACCCGUACCGAGUGGUCUGGAAGAGCAUGUGUUGGGCCAUGGCCUCUGAUACAAAGUACGAUGUGUAUGAGAAGAGUCUGUACGGUGCUCUGAGUGGGAACCUGCGGGCGAUGUUACCCGUCUGUAAGUCAUGGUCGGACCACGUGUGGGCCCAUUACAAGGUCCUGGUGGACAUCCGGGCCGAGACGGAGAUCAGGACCAUGUGUGCAGUGGACAAAAGUCUGGACAUUUCUCAGGAGUACUGGGAUCAACCGUCUGACCCAGAAUCCAUCUUUAAUCGCAUCGAAGCCAAUGAGAAUGUUCAGAGAGAGUCUCAAGAUUUCUACCAUGUGAUCCAGAAGUGGGUCAUUCUAGGUGAUGUGGAAAAACUUCUAGAUGUGAUGGCCCAAUGGAUAAGAGGACAGGAAAACACCUUACCGCAGCAUUUAAUCCGCUUCAUGGCUCAUGUGGUACUAUUCCUCAGAAGCACGCAGCAUCGAGUGAAUGAGGAUAAGUGUAAUGUGGUAUUGGAGGCCUAUGUUAAAUAUCUGAUAGAGGAGGACCACAAGGAACUGGUCUCCUUCUACGUGUCCAAACUACCGCCUGCCGCACAGGUUCACUGGUACGCACUCUUCCUGGAAGGAAUCACGGAUGUGGAUGAGAAGCAGAUGUGUCUCCAGCUGGCGGAGGAGGUGUGUCUGGAUAUCCCACAAAUCACCAAGACCGUGGUGGAGAACAUCCGCAACAAGAGUGGCGGAGGGCUGGCAGCGGGGGAGGGGCUUAGUCUGGAUGUCACGGUGACAGAGGAGGACAAGACGAAGAUUGCAGCCAUUGAUUGGCUGGUGUUUGAUACAGCUCAGAGGGCUGAGGCAAUGAAACAGGCCAACGCUGUCAUGCGGACUUUCAUUGCUGUUCAGAAAUUGACAGCCGCCAGAGAAGUGUUCAACAAACUGCCAGUAGAUUCAAUAGACAUCAUCUACAGAAACUGGCAUCUACAGACUGGAACAGAUGAGCUUUCAGCAGAUGAUGAGAAUGCCAUUCGUGAAUACCUGUGUACAAAGGCCUACCUGGAUGCCAUGGAUGGUUUCAAUGAAUGGUUCAACAAGUUCCACCACACAAAGCCGGCGGAACCAUCAGCUCCCCAUGCUGCAUCCUUCACAGAGAAAGUGGCGUUCGAGCACCGCCUGAAGCAGUACGACCAGGAACUGGAGCGGUGGCAGCGCGGCCUUCUGGCUCAAACUGAGAACACAACCAAACUGAUAUACAAUGUCCUGUUGUUUGCCAAUGGAGGAUGGAUGGUUGACCAGAGAGAGGACGACUCAGACUCUGGUAGGAAGCAGCAGCUGGAAUCGUUACGACAGCUGACGAUCCCGCGACUGUGUUUCCUGUUACACGACAUUCUGCACAAGACGGAGCAGUAUGGGGCGUGUCUACAGAUCGCUGACCACGUGGCGUCCGAGCAGUUCACACUGUACAAGGUUUUCCGCCAGGACGAGUUGCAGCAUCUGCUUCAUCUAUUGCGGGAAUCUUCUGUGGCUGUUCUGAAUCAGAACAAAGACCCACUGGGCUACGAAAUAGAAUGAGCCACGUGGGCAGUGACAUGAAAUAGACUGGGAAAUAUGCAUUGGGAGUAUGUUGUCAUUCAAUCAUGGAUCAUUAGUGUUUUGUAACAUAAACUGAGAGGAGGAAGGCCAUAAGUGUGUUGUCAAGUUAUAGUUUUGAUACAUGAAUGUAAGAAAAUAAAACAGGUUAAAACAUAA